Drosophila serrata is the source of this 316-nucleotide messenger RNA. It is a transcript of the gene RpL39, whose product is annotated as ribosomal protein L39. Gene Ontology annotation, biological process: translation. Gene Ontology annotation, molecular function: structural constituent of ribosome. The record is from RefSeq and is a predicted model, not a curated record. Lineage: Eukaryota; Metazoa; Arthropoda; Insecta; Diptera; Drosophilidae. Gene Ontology annotation, cellular component: cytosolic large ribosomal subunit; ribosome.
UUAAAAACAUAUCGACCGCUGCCCACCACUAACACAUCUUUCUUUCCGGUGUGGUUUCUUGAAUAGAUCGCACGAAAUGGCUGCCCAUAAAUCGUUCAGAAUAAAGCAGAAGCUGGCUAAGAAGCUUAAGCAGAACCGUUCCGUUCCGCAAUGGGUUCGCCUACGAACAGGAAACACAAUCCGAUACAACGCUAAGCGCCGCCACUGGAGGCGUACCAAGUUGAAGCUGUAAGCUGUUGAUUCCAGAAGCUCCACAAUUUGUUGGAAUGCUGAAGAUCUUUUUCAAGAAUAUAAAAUAAAUUCGUUUACAAUUUCG